Folsomia candida is the source of this 1893-nucleotide messenger RNA. RefSeq names its product SH3 domain-containing protein C23A1.17. Lineage: Eukaryota; Metazoa; Arthropoda; Collembola; Entomobryomorpha; Isotomidae. Bases 155 to 1612 code for a protein of 485 amino acids. The record is from RefSeq and is a predicted model, not a curated record. The transcript has 3 exons.
CUUUUGAGUUUUUCAUGCCGUUCACUUUUCUGCUGAGUGAAUUUUUUUUAGAUCUUCACAAUUUAUUUGAGAAAAAAGUAUUCAGCUUUUUUAUUAAAGUAGAAUUUUUAAAAGUUUACAAAGUGGUUAAGAUAAUUGGUCAGAGAGAUUUGAAAUGUACGCACAACAAGGUCGGGGGUCACAGUUGACCAUUGGUUUGCAUCAAACUGCGAGGGGCGACGGUGACGAAGUUCUGUUGAAGGAAGUCAAUCAACUUUUGGAUUUUUCCACUGCUCCGACUUCCUUGUUGGAGAUUUACCUGCAAGAAGUCAACUACUGGAAAGAGAAGGCUCAUGGAUUGAAGAAAUGUUGUGAAGAGCUGAUGCAACGUCUUGGCAGCACUGGCGAUCAAGGUGCCGUGGCUGUUGUCCCCGUCAACAAUGAUCCAAUUGUUGCCCAGUUGGCUAGCUUUGAAGCUGAGGUUGAUGAUGAAGCUGUCUUGCAGGCUGGACAUGACGAUGUGGCGCCGUUUGACCAGGUAGUCGGUGUUGAGCUGAACCAGAACGGUCAAGAGCAGAAGGAACAGGCUGAUUGCGUCGAUCAUCAGCCUACUCGGAAAUUGAAGAAAACGGUUGUUGCGACCAUGAAGCAAGCACUGCAAAGUAUGCUGGUUAGUAAUGAAGAUUUUAAUCGUCCCUUGAUUAAUCCAACUCAGACGAUGUAUGAAACGGAUUCCAACUAUCGUGCGCCAAUCUCUCCUACACCAGCAUCCCCGGAAGCACGAUCUCCGGCAUCGUCUGCAACAAAAAUUUCCCCGGUACCAGCACCAAUAAAAAUUUCUACAGUACCGCCACCAGCAAUUACUCCGGUAGCUAUACAAUCACCAGCCGUAAUUUCUCCGGCACCAGGGCCAGUCCCAGCAGUAAUUGUUCCGGAACCAGCGCCAGCAGUAAUUGCACCAGCAAUGAUUACUCCAGCGCCAGCAGUAAUUCCUCCAGCGCCAGCAGUAAUUCCUCCAGCGCCAGCACCAGCAAUGAUUACUCCACCACCAGCGCCAGCAGUAAUUGCCCCACCGCCAGCGCCAGCAGUAAUUGCUCCACCGCCAACGCCAGCAGUGAUUACUCCAGCACCUGCAGUAAUUGCCCCACCGCCAGCACCAGCAGUAAUUGCUCCAGCACCAGCAGUGAUUACUUCACCACCAGCGCCAGCAGUAAUUGCUCCACCGCCAGCACCAGCAGUGAUUGCUCCACCACCAGCAUCGCCAGGAAUUUCUCUGGUAGUAGCACCACCAGUAAUUUCUCCGCCAACGGCAUUAUCAAGUGCAUCUGAAAAAUCUGCUGACGAGCCGAUAUAUGUACCUUCACGAUAUUAUCGACCUGCUCCACCCCCGCGCCCAAUGCCACCAAUGAAUUGGGAAGACAGGGAACAUUAUGGUUUGGCUGCUCUGCGAGCUAUGCAGCUCGAAGAUUUGUACAAGGCUCGAAAUCUAAUUGAAGCUGGAUUGAAAUACGAACAAGAAUUGGAAGAUUGGAGCGAAGCCGUUAUCACCGAAGUGCACAAGGCUGCUGCGCAUGAAGACCGACGAUGCAUGUUGAAGAAACGAAACGGUGACUACCAGCAAAUAAUUUUCUAAUUUUUAUAUCACUUUCUGAAUCAUUUUCUUAGAAUUCUUUUAAGUUAGUUAAACUCCUACACAAAUCUGGUACUUAAAUGAAUCAUAGGGUAGCAUGAUUUGGUUAGGAUAAUCUCUGUAACGUUAUCUGCAACGUUUGGUACGAGAAGGGUCUAAAUUAUGUUGUUUAUGCAAUACGAAUUUUCUAUGAAAAUUUUAGGAUAUUUUGAGAUGAUGUUAAUUCGGCUGAUUAAUUAUACAUGCUUUAAUAAAUGGAAUGUCAUUUCUGUUACUCAAUAUUA